Messenger RNA from Ceratotherium simum simum (southern white rhinoceros), 3675 nucleotides. It is a transcript of the gene ARHGAP23, whose product is annotated as Rho GTPase activating protein 23. The record is from RefSeq and is a predicted model, not a curated record. Gene Ontology annotation, molecular function: protein binding. Lineage: Eukaryota; Metazoa; Chordata; Mammalia; Perissodactyla; Rhinocerotidae. Gene Ontology annotation, biological process: signal transduction.
GUGCCCUGGCCGCAGAGCUGCCGCUGCCGCCCGAUGAAUGGAGUCGCCUUCUGCCUGGUCGGGAUCCCGCCCCGCCCGGAGCCCCGGCCCCCCCAGCUGCCCCUGGGCCCGAGAGAUGGGUGCUCUCCCGGGCGCCCCCUCCCCUGGCAGGGACCGAGGACGCUGCUGCUGCACAAGAGUCUCCAGGAUGGCUUUGGCUUCACCCUGCGCCACUUCAUUGUGUACCCACCCGAGUCAGCUGUGCACUGCAGCCUGAAGGAGGAAGAGAAUGGAGGCCGAGGAGGAGGACCCUCCCCCCGGCACCGCUUGGAGCCCAUGGAUACCAUCUUUGUGAAGAAUGUGAAGGAUGAUGGCCCUGCCCAUAGGGCGGGGCUUCGCACAGGAGACCGGCUGGUGAAGGUGAAUGGGGAGAGCGUCAUUGGGAAGACCUACUCCCAGGUCAUAGCUCUGAUCCAGAAUAGCGAUGAUAUCCUGGAGCUCUCCAUCAUGUCCAAGGACGAGGACAUCCUCCAGCUGGCCUACUCCCAGGACGCCUACCUGAAGGGGAACGAGCCGUAUUCCGGAGAGGCCCGGAGCAUCCCAGAGCCACCCCCACUCUGCUACCCCCGGAAGACCUACGCCCCGCCAGCCCGGGUCUCCACCUGGGCCACUAUGGUGCCUGAGCCCCUCUCAGCGCUACCCAGUGACCCCCGGAGUCCCGCUGCCUGGAGCGACCCGGGGCCCCGAGUCCCAUCAGCCACCCGCACCCAUCCGGACAACCCUUCCUUGGGGAUGAGCCAGCCCCGCCCCAGCCCUGGUGCCUUCCCCCGCCUUCCUGCGGAGUCCCGGACGCCCCGUGCCUUCCCGGAGCCUGGCAGCCGGGUACCCCCCAGCAGACUGGAGUGCCAACAGGCCUUGUCACAGUGGCUGUCGAACCAGGUACCCCGCAGGGCGGGGGAGAGACGGUGCCCCACCAUGCCCCCCCGGGCCCGCAGUGCCUCCCAGGACCGUUUGGAGGACGUGACUGCCCACCGCCCAUGGCCCUGCUCCACCUCCCAGGGUGCCUUGAGCCAGCUAGGCCAGGAGGGCUGGCACCGAGCUCGCUCAGACGACUACCUGAGCCGGGCCACCCGCUCAGCUGAGGCGCUGGGGCCAGGGGCCCUGGUGUCACCCCGCUUCGAGCGCUGUGGCUGGGCUUCCCAGCGUCCGUCUGCCCGCACACCUGCCUGCCCACCGAGGGACCUGCCCGGGCCCCAGGCCCCAGCCCCAACUGGCCUGCAGGGCCUGGACGACAUUGGGUACAUCGGGUACCGGAGCUACAGCCCAUCAUUCCAGCGCCGGACUGGCCUCCUGCACGCACUCUCCUUCCGGGACUCACCCUUUGGGGGGCUGCCCACCUUCAACUUGGCCCAGUCCCCUGCACCAUUCCCACCGGAAGCCUCCGAACCACCCAGGGUUGUCCGACCAGAACCCAGCACUCGGGCCCUGGAGCCUCCCGCUGAGGAUCGCCGUGACGAGGUGGUCCUGAGGCAGAAGCCUCCAACGGGCCGCAAGGUCCAGCUGCCCCCUGCAAGACAGAUGAACCUUGGGUUUGGGGAAGAGUCCCCAGAGCCAGAGGCCAGUGGGCGAGGGGAACGCCUGGGCAGGAAGGUGGCCCCUUUGACUACUACUGAAGACUCUCUGGCUUCCAUUCCCUUCAUCGAUGAGCCCACCAGCCCCAGCAUUGACCUCCAAGCCAAGCAUGUCCCUGCUUCUGCUGUGGUCUCCAGCGCCAUGAACUCGGCCCCCGUCCUGGGCACCAGCCCGUCCUCCCCAACCUUCACCUUUGCCCUUGGCCGCCAUCAUUACUCCCAGGACUGCAGCAGCAUCAAGGCCGGCCGGCGCUCCUCCUACUUGCUGGCCAUCACCACGGAACGCUCCAAGUCCUGCGACGAUGGGCUCAACACCUUCCGGGACGAGGGCAGGGCUCUGCGGCGCCUGCCAAACCGAGUCCCCAGCCUACGGAUGCUCCGAAGCUUCUUCACUGAUGGGUCCUUGGAUAGCUGGGGCACUUCCGAAGAUGCUGACGCCCCUUCUAAGCGACACUCAACCUCUGACCUCUCGGACUCAGCCUUCAGUGAUAUCAGGAGAGAAGGCUGGUUGUAUUAUAAGCAGGUCCUCACCAAGAAGGGGAAGAAAGCGGGCGGCGGCCUGCGCCAGUGGAAGCGGGUGUACGCCGCGCUGCGGGCGCGCUCGCUCUCGCUGAGCAAGGAGCGGCGGGAGCCCGGGCCGGCGGCGGCGGGGGCGGCGGCGGCCGUCGCAGGUGAGGACGAGGCGGCGCCCGUCUGCAUCGGCUCCUGCCUGGUGGACAUCUCCUACAGCGAGACCAAGAGGAGGCACGUGUUCCGGCUGACCACCGCUGACUUCUGUGAAUAUCUCUUUCAGGCUGAGGACCGGGAUGACAUGCUGGGCUGGAUCAGAGCGAUCCGAGAGAACAGCAGGGCCGAGGGCGAGGACCCCGGCUGUGCCAACCAAGCUCUGAUCAGCAAGAAGCUUAAUGAUUACCGCAAAGUGAGCCAUAGCUCUGGGCCCAAAGCUGAUUCCUCCCCAAAAGGCUCUCGUGGCCUCGGGGGCCUCAAGUCUGAGUUCCUCAAACAGAGUACGGCUCGCGGCCUCAGGACUCAGGACCAGCCUGCAGGGAGUAAGGAUGACAGUGCUGCCACCCCUAAAGCCCCCUGGGGCAUCAACAUCAUCAAGAAGAACAAGAAGGCAGCCCCCAGGGCGUUUGGGGUCCGGCUGGAGGAGUGCCAGCCAGCCACAGAGAACCAGCGUGUCCCCCUGAUUGUGGCUGCAUGCUGUCGCAUUGUGGAGGCACGGGGCCUGGAGUCCACGGGCAUUUACCGGGUGCCGGGCAACAAUGCAGUGGUGUCCAGCUUGCAGGAGCAGCUCAACCGCGGGCCCGGUGACAUCAACCUGCAGGAUGAGCGCUGGCAAGACCUCAAUGUGAUCAGCAGCCUGCUCAAGUCCUUCUUCCGAAAGCUCCCUGAGCCUCUUUUCACCGACGACAAAUACAAUGACUUCAUCGAGGCCAAUCGCAUUGAAGACUCGAGGGAGCGGUUGAAGACGCUGCGGAAGCUGAUCCGGGAUCUCCCAGGACACUACUAUGAAACACUCAAAUUCCUCGUGGGCCAUCUGAAGACCAUUGCCGACCACUCGGAGAAAAACAAGAUGGAGCCCCGGAACCUGGCCCUGGUCUUCGGGCCAACGCUGGUGAGGACAUCCGAGGACAACAUGGCGGACAUGGUGACCCACAUGCCCGACCGCUACAAGAUCGUGGAGACACUGAUCCAGCACUCAGACUGGUUCUUCAGUGACGACGAGGACAAGGGAGAGAGGACUCCUGUGGAUGACAAGGAGCCUCAGUCAGUGCCCAACAUUGAGUACCUCCUGCCCAACAUUGGCAGGACAGUGCCCCCUGGUGACCCAGGUUCAGAUUCUACCACCUGUAGUUCAGCCAAGUCCAAGAGCUCGUGGGCCCCCAAGAAGGAGCCGUACGCCCGGGAGAUGCUGGCGAUCUCCUUCAUCUCGGCCGUCAACCGCAAGCGGAAGAAGCGGCGGGAGGCUCGGGGGCUGGGCAGCAGCACCGACGACGACUCGGAGCAGGAGGCGCACAAGCCCGAGGCGGCGGCGCCGGCGCCCGGGGCCCAGGACCGGCCG